Messenger RNA from Gastrolobium bilobum, 1905 nucleotides. Its product is annotated as acyl-lipid (9-3)-desaturase-like. The transcript has a single exon. Lineage: Eukaryota; Viridiplantae; Streptophyta; Magnoliopsida; Fabales; Fabaceae. Gene Ontology annotation, molecular function: oxidoreductase activity, acting on paired donors, with oxidation of a pair of donors resulting in the reduction of molecular oxygen to two molecules of water. The record is from RefSeq and is a predicted model, not a curated record. The coding region runs from base 40 to 1407 and encodes 455 amino acids. Gene Ontology annotation, cellular component: membrane. Gene Ontology annotation, biological process: lipid metabolic process.
CUCAGUCUUUGACUCAACUGCAUAUCCAAACCAUCUACAAUGGCGGAAGCGUUAGGAACAACGACGACGACGACGGCGAAGUACAUUUCGUUGGAAGAACUGAAGGAACACAACAAGCGAGGAGAUAUAUGGAUCUCCAUUCACGGCAAGAUCUACGACGUGUCGAACUGGUUGAACAAACACCCAGGUGGAGAGCUUCCACUGUUGAGCCUCGCAGGCCAAGACGUCACAGAUGCUUACGUGGCGUUUCAUCCGAAAGCCGCGUGGAAACACCUGGACGCGUUCUUCACUGGGUGCUACCUCAAGGACUACGCUGUCUCUGAGGUUUCAAGGGAUUAUCGGAAGUUGUUGUCGGAGUUGUCGAGAAUGGGGUUGUUUGAAGAGAAGGGACAUGGCGUUUUGUUCUCUCUUUUGUUCAUUUUGGUUCUGUUUUGUGUUUGUGUUUAUGGGGUUUUGUGUAGUGGGAGCGCGUGGGUGCACCUGGGGUGUGGUGGGUUGAUGGGGUUCUUGUGGAUUCAGAGUGGGUGGAUUGGUCAUGAUUCUGGGCAUUAUCAGAUUAUGAUGAACCGGGGUUCGAACCGGUUCGUUCAGAUCCUCUCUGGGAAUUGUCUUGCUGGGAUCAGCAUUGGGUGGUGGAAGUGGAACCAUAAUGCACACCACAUAGCUUGUAAUAGUCUUGAUUUUGACCCUGAUCUUCAGCAUUUGCCUUUCUUUGUGGUCUCUUCCAGGUUAUUCGGUUCCAUUACUUCUUGCUUCUAUGAUAGGAAGAUGAAUUUUGAUUCUUUUGCUAGGUUCUUGGUUAGUUACCAGCAUUGGACAUUUUAUCCUGUGAUGUGCUUUGCUAGGAUCAAUUUGUUUGCUCAGUCAUUCAUGUUGCUUUUGUCAAAGAGGAAGGUGCCUAAUAGAGGGGUUGAGCUUUUGGGGCUGCUUGUGUUCUGGAUUUGGUACCCUUUGUUGGUUUCUUGCUUGCCUAAUUGGGGUGAGAGGAUUUUGUUUGUUGUUUCUAGUUUUUCUGUCACUGGAAUACAACAUGUUCAGUUCUGUUUGAAUCAUUUCUCUUCCAAUGUGUAUGUUGGUCCACCAACUGCCAGUGCUUGGUUUGAGAAGCAGACUAAAGGGACUCUUGGCAUAAAAUGCUCUGCUUGGAUGGAUUGGUUUCAUGGUGGCUUGCAAUUUCAGGUGGAACACCAUCUUUUUCCCCGGCUGCCGCGGUGCAAUCUGAGGAAGAUCGCGCCUUUGGUUAGGGAUCUCUGCAAAAAACACGAUCUUCCUUACAAUUGUGUCUCCUUCUGGAAAGCCAAUGUACUAACAAUUCAGACACUCCGGAACGCGGCCUUGAAGGCUCAGGAUCUUUCUAAUCCCGUUCCCAAAAAUUUAGUUUGGGAAGCUGUUAAUACUCAUGGAUGAGGAUGAUUGGAACUUUAGUGAAGCUUCCUGAGAUUUUGCUGUCAUUGACAGUUUGAUGAAGGUUUGAUAUCUGAGGGUGGUAAUCCUUGUUUUUGAAGAAAGAAUAAUUGAUUUGCGAAUUGCUUAGUGGCUUCAAUUACUCAUUAUCUUAGCUGCGUGGUGGUGGGAUCAGCUAAAUCUCCUUUUGGAAAUAAAUAUGAAAGAAACUACUGAUACUGGUCAUAUGUGGUUUAAUUUAGUUCUCUAUCUUGUUUUGCUCAGCACUUCUUGCUUGAGAGUGGGAUGUAAGUACCUUUUUUAUUCUUUGACUGCUUUAGUAGUUUGAUUUCAUUAUGCGGCUGUGGGUCUCUCUACUACAUCAUAACCACUAGAGUUAUGCCUGGGAAUUCAUUGUCAUAUGGACCAAGAAAUGUACUUUAUGUUAAAUUCUAAGUCUCUGAAUUGCUAUUUGCUGUUUCAAUUGCUCUUAUCAGAUUGGUUUAACUCAUAGUAACUGGU